AUGAACCCAGUCACCACGGAGCACCAUGUGUCCAGCUCGGACGACCACCAGGGUCUCGGCCCCGAGUACGAGAAGUACGACCGCGAGAAGGGGGAUGACGGCCACGCCGUUGUUAUCGCAGCCCCCGACGAUGUCGAGGGUAUCAUCGCAGCCGAACACCAGUUCACAGACAAGGAGUACAAGCGCCUGCUUCGCAAGAUUGACAUGAUCAUCAUGCCUCUCCUCAUGAUCAGUUACGGUCUACAAUACGUAGACAAGACGUCGUUGUCCUACGGUGUGGUGUUCGGCCUGAAGAAGGAUACGAAUCUCGUUGGACAGCAAUAUCAACUUCUGUCCGCUUGGUUUUACCUGGCGUACGCAUGCGCCCAGCUACCCAUGGGUUACCUUCUUCAACGUUUCCCCCUAGGCCGCGGACUUGGUGUCUGCCUCGUCCUCUGGGGUGCCAUGGUCAUGCUCCUCGGCGCUUGCCACAACUACGCCGAGCUUAGCGUCGUUCGUGUCCUACUUGGGUGGUUCGAAAGCGUGAUCACCCCUUGCUUUGCCAUUCUCACAUCUUCCUGGUACCUGCGUAAGGAACAAACGCUGCGCCAGAACAUGUACUACGCCAUGAACCAGUGCUUCAGCUUGAUCUUUGGUAUUGCCAUCUACGAACUGGCCCUCAACGCUGAGAGGCACGGCGGCCUGGCCGCGUGGCGUGUGAUCAACCUCUUCCUCGGAGGAGUCACCGUCGGUGUUGGCUUCAUCUUCCUCGUCUUUGUCGGCACUCCGACCGAAGUCUGGUGGCUCACAAAGCGUGAGAAGCUCAUGGCCCAUGCCCGUAUUGUCUCCAACUCCACCGGUGGCGGUGAACAGCACCCGUGGCGGUGGGAUCAGGUCAAGGACUGCCUUCGCGACCCCCAGUACUGGCACGCUAUUGCGUACAACUUUUUGGCCUGUAUUCCCAACGGUGCCGUCACUACGUUCCAGACACUCAUCAUGGCGUCCUUUGGGUUCAACUCGCUCCAGACAGUUCUGUACCAGCUGCCUGGAAACGCCGUCACCCUCGUCAUCCUCGUCGCCACCGCCGUCACCGUUCACUACAAACCCAAGACCCGUUUCGCUUUCUGCUUGCUCUACCAGUUCGUCUGCGUUUUCAUCUUCUUCUUCGAGGGCUUUGCACCGACAUCCAUGAGCAAAUGGGCCAAGUGGGGUGUUUUCCUGCCGAUUGCGACGUUCUCCAUCACAUCGUUCUUGCUUUGGCCCCUCAUGUCCGUCAACAUCGCCGGCCGUACCAAGAAGUCGUUCUACGGCGCCACGACCUUCUUCGCCUACUGUGCUGGUAACAUUGUCGGUUCGCAGAUCUUCCUCCCCAAGGACGCGCCGCGCUACAUCCCCGGCCUGGUGUCGUGUGCCGCGAUUAUGCUCCUCAACUGUGUCAACCUCGUGGGCUGGUGGCACUACUACGUCCGCACCAACCGUAAGCGCGAAGCGGCCUUCGUGGUCAGUGGUCUCACUGAGGAGGAGCGCGAACACGCCAACCGUGUGGCCGGCGAGACCGACAUUACCGAUUGCCAGAAUCCACACUUCCGUUACUCCUGUUAG
Messenger RNA from Apiotrichum porosum, 1581 nucleotides. RefSeq lists its product as uncharacterized. Lineage: Eukaryota; Fungi; Basidiomycota; Tremellomycetes; Trichosporonales; Trichosporonaceae. Gene Ontology annotation, cellular component: membrane. The coding region runs from base 1 to 1581 and encodes 526 amino acids. Gene Ontology annotation, biological process: transmembrane transport. The transcript has 6 exons. The record is from RefSeq and is a predicted model, not a curated record. Gene Ontology annotation, molecular function: transmembrane transporter activity.